AUGGCUGACCAAUACGCACACGUUGUGUGCGGAAGUUUCGAUUGGUGGGAGGAUGUGGAAAACGACAUCGCUAUGAAGACUAAAGCUGUCGCGCCUAUCCCUAUCACAGCUCCUAAGCUGGAGAAUGAAUAUGCGUGUCUUCGUGUGCGCCAGCAGUUUGACUGGUGGGAGGACGUCGAAGAUGACAUUACCAAGAAGACCGAAGCCCUCGCUGUCGACACUAAGAUCCGCAGUACGGACACCGAGAACCCGGCUUCAGCUUGCACUAGGCCUGCCACUUCCAGAAAACCGGCUCCCGCCGAUCUGCUGAAGCCAUGCUCAUUUAACUGGGCUGACGAUGCUGAGGAGGAAUUUGACAACCUAAACUCCAUAACCCAACCGAAUAAUCAUUGUACCACCGUUCACCCUCUUACUCGGGCCCUUGCCCAGGCAAUUGCUGAGGCUAAUGGCGACGAGGCUAUGGAAAUCUUCUCUUAUCAGAAAACAGCUGUGUUUAAGCCUUCGCUCUCGGCUAUCGAAGAGGAAUGCGCAAAUUCCCGCACAUGCUCAGCUUACAGCUUGGAGGAGUCGAUUGGAAGAACUGAAAUCUCUGAGAGAGUCUUACAUGUCCAUUAUACCGCCCAUCCUAACACUCUGGCCAUCGCCCAAGCCAUUUCUGAGUUUGACGAAGAGGGUAUAAUGACCACUUUCCGUUGCCAAAGAAUACCCUUGUUUCAGCCCUCUCUUCCAUCAAUUGAGGAGGAAGGGUGUCAUACACCCUCUCAACCCUCACCAGAUCGCAGCUCGGUAGACGUGCUUGGAAAAGCUGAUAACUCAGAGAUUGUCUUCAGAUCUUCUCAAAGACUACGAAGAACGACCAACACUCGGGACUUGAGGGGUUACACAACCAGGAAGAGCACGGUCAUCCCACUGGCACAAUAUAACCUGCCUACGACAAAAUUGAGCACACCUAAAGCUAGUUCACCCAGCAGUCUCAUCGCCCCUGACUACGAAUUCUCUUACGGUUAUACCGAGUUCCCCCGGCUACCUCGUCAGAGGAAGAGAGAUGUGUUGAAAAGAAUCGUCAAGCAGGUCUUCAGGAAACUCCACAACCUACAGGCUACGAAUUGA
This is a messenger RNA of Penicillium verrucosum, 1110 nucleotides long. Its product is annotated as Major facilitator superfamily domain general substrate transporter. The transcript has 4 exons. The record is from RefSeq and is a predicted model, not a curated record. Bases 1 to 1110 code for a protein of 369 amino acids. Lineage: Eukaryota; Fungi; Ascomycota; Eurotiomycetes; Eurotiales; Aspergillaceae.